Guyanagaster necrorhizus is the source of this 2633-nucleotide messenger RNA. RefSeq names its product glycoside hydrolase family 3 protein. Gene Ontology annotation, biological process: glucan catabolic process. Gene Ontology annotation, molecular function: beta-glucosidase activity. Lineage: Eukaryota; Fungi; Basidiomycota; Agaricomycetes; Agaricales; Physalacriaceae. The record is from RefSeq and is a predicted model, not a curated record. The coding region runs from base 108 to 2570 and encodes 820 amino acids. The transcript is spliced from 17 exons.
ACCCUCAGUGACAAAAUCAAGCUUCUGACUGGAUUGGGAUGGUGGCACACGGAAGCGAUUCCACAUGCAAACGUACCGUCAAUGAGGAUGAGUGACGGUAGGGGCCCAUGUUUGUAUUCCGUGUAUCGAGACCGACCGAGCGAUACUGUUCCUUAGGUCCCAAUGGUGUUCGUGGCACUCAGUUCUUCAAUGGUGUGCCAUCGAGUUGCUUUCCCUCGUCCACCGGUCUUGCAUCAUCCUUUGAUCUGGAGCUUGCGUACAAGAUCGGCGAGGCGCUUGGAGACGAGUGUCGUGCCAAAAGCUGUCACAUCCUCCUUGGACCAACCGUUAACACCCAACGUUCACCGCUUGGUGGAAGGGGUUUCGAAUCAUUUUCCGAAGACGCUGUCUUGAAUGGGGAAAUCGCUGCUGCCUAUAUAAAUGGUUUACAGUCGAAAGGCGUCAGUGCUACAAUCAAGCACUAUGUUGCCAAUGAUCAAGAGCAUGAGAGAUUUUCUGUGAGCAGCGAAUUAAGUGAGCGAGCUCUCCGAGAGAUCUAUCUCAAACCUUUUCAAAUCGCGAUUCGAAAGUCCGAUCCAUGGGCCCUUAUGUCAUCAUACAACCGCGUCAAUGGUCUUCACGUUUCUGAAGACAAACGUCUUCUAGACGACAUACUAAGGAAGGAAUGGGGAUACAAAGGUAUGGGAUUGAUUAUGAGCGACUGGACUGGUGUUUAUAGUACCGCUGAAAGCAUCAAGGCAGGAGUUGAUUUAGAAAUGCCUGGACCAAGUGUCGUUCGCGGCCCAGCGGUCCUUCGCGCGAUUCAAGCGGGAAAACUUUGUACCGACGAUGUCGAUGAUCGGGCGCGAAAGGUCCUCGAACUCCUCGGCAAGGCUCACGAAUCUGGCAUCCCUUUCAAUGGCCCCGAAGAAGGUGUUGAUACGCCUGAACUACGCCAACUUCUGCGACGAGCCGCAGCCGAUUCGGUGGUGCUCUUGAAGAAUAACGCUGGUCUCCUUCCUUUGAGUGCUCCAACAUCCAUCGCGGUGAUAGGCCCUAACGCAAAAAAGGCUAUGGCUUCUGGAGGCGGUUCCGCUCAGCUGUUGUCCACCUAUACUAUCAGUCCCCUCCAAGGUAUCACUGAAGCUGUGAAAGCCAUUAACUCGCAGGUCAAUUACGCAGUCGGCGCCACAUCUCACAAAUUCCUGCCUUUGUUGGAUGCAUUGAUCAAACAGCAGGACGGCACAUCUAGGGCUCUCUUAGAAUUCUGGAAUGAACCCCCCUCAUCGGAUUUCAUAUCGCCUCAUGCCGACUUGAGCUUGUCGCCCAAGCAAUCCGUAUGGGACACAAAAACUUCGACUUCGAAUUGUAUCUUACUCGAUGGGGUGAACGCAGAGAAAGUCAGCCCAAGCUGCUGGACUCGAUACUCGACGACGUUCGUUCCGGACGAAUCCGGCGACUGGGAAUUUGGCAUGAGCGUUGCUGGAAUCGGAAAUAUGUUCAUUGACAAGAAAAUGGUGAUCGACCAGAGCACUAACACUAAGUAUUUAGAGUCCUACUUUGGCGCGGGAUCGACAGAAGUUAGGGCCAUCGUUCAAGGAAUGAAGACGGGCCAAGAGUACGAGCUUGAAGUCCGUCUAAGCAAUGCCGAAUUCAUAUCGAGGGGACCCCCGUUCCCUUCUUGGGGCGGCUUCCGGUUGGGUGGUAUUCGUGUUAUUGAAGGACAAGAGGCGAUCCAGGAAGCUGAGGCUUUAGCCAAGACUUCGGAUGUUGUCAUUCUUGUCAUCGGUCUUAAUCAUGACUGGGAAAGCGAAGGUUUCGACCGAGAUGACAUGAAAUUACCCGGAUUGACGAACGAUCUGGUCUUCAAAGUUCUUCAAGCAAAUCCGAGAACUGUUGUGGUGAAUCAAUCAGGGACACCCGUAGAGAUGCCUUGGAUUGAUGAGGCCGACACCGUGCUUCAGGCCUUCUAUGGGGGCAAUGAGCUGGGCAACGGCCUAGCAGACGUGCUGUUUGGCAAAGUCAACCCCUCAGCCAAAUUAGCACUUACAGUCCCUAAACGUCUUGAGGAUAAUCCAUCUUAUCCGUCGUUCGGCAAAAAGUGCCAGGAAUACGGGAAAGUCUUGUACAACGAGGGCAUCUUUGUCGGUUACCGAGGAUAUGAGAUCAAGAACGCCGUGCCUCUUUUCCCGUUCGGCUUCGGCCUAUCGUACUCCAAGUUCGACUAUUCUGAUCUGAGUUGUUCCGAGAUUUCCUCCGACGGGAAAUUCAGCGUACGGUUCAAGAUCACGAACUCUAGUGGCAUUGAAGGACGGGAGGUCGCGCAGAUAUACAUCUCUGAUGUGGAAAGUUCUUUGCCUCGUCCAGUGAAGGAGCUCAAGGGCUUUGUCAAGGAGACUUUGAAAGCAGGAGAAACAAAGGUUAUAACAGUUUUCCUCGACAGAGAUGCAUUGGGUUAUUAUGACGAGCGAAAAUCUAGCUGGAUAGCUGAGAAGGGCGAAUUUGUUGUGCUUGUGGGGGCAUCAUCCGCAGACGUGAGGAUGAAACGAAGUAUCGAACUGAAGAGCACGUUUAGCUGGGUAGGUCUGUAAAAUGUAUUCCCUAUGAGUUUUGGUAUGUAACUGUCUGUACUUCAAAAUUUGACGAGUCACCCG